Rhododendron vialii is the source of this 831-nucleotide messenger RNA. RefSeq lists its product as uncharacterized. The coding region runs from base 1 to 831 and encodes 276 amino acids. Gene Ontology annotation, molecular function: nucleic acid binding. NCBI's taxonomy places the organism in Eukaryota, Viridiplantae, Streptophyta, Magnoliopsida, Ericales, Ericaceae. Gene Ontology annotation, biological process: DNA integration. The transcript is spliced from 3 exons. The record is from RefSeq and is a predicted model, not a curated record.
AUGGAGUCCCUAAAGCAGAAAGGAGGAGGCCUUGAGGUGGUGAACAAAGCUUCAAUGGCGGAAGUGUUUGAUUGCUGGGGGAUUGAUUUCAUGGGGCCAUUCCCAGUUUCUUAUGGUUUUCUCUACAUUCUCCUAGCGGUGGAUUAUGUCUCAAAAUGGGUGGAGGCCAUUGCUACCAAGACGAACGAUCACAAGGUGGUGCUGGAAUUUCUCAAAGAGAACAUCUUGUCAAGGUUUGGGACACCAAAGGCCAUUAUUAGUGAUCAAGGAACUCAUUUCUUCAGCUGGCACUUUGAAGCGCUCAUGAAGAAAUACGAGAUCACGCACAAGGUGUCCAUCACAUACCACUCUCAGACUAAUGGCCAAGCCGAACUUGCUAACCGAGAGGCGCUUUGCCUUAUCGGCUUGUAUACUGUAAGGCAUGUCACCUUCCCGGUGGAGUUGGAGUAUAAGACCUAUUGGGCCAUUAAAGCUUUAAAUUUUAGAUUGUCCGCCGCCGACGCGCAUCUCAAGCUCCAACUCAAUGAACUAGAAGAAAUUCGGAGGGAUGCAUACGAUAAUACUAACAUUUACAAGUCAAUGGUGAAGGAUUUCAAUGACAAGAACAUUCAAUGGAAAAUUUUUGAAGUCGGUCAAAAGGUUCUUCUUUACAAUUCAAAACUUCAUCUUUUUCCGGGCAAGUUGCAGUCACGUUGGGUUGGUCCUUACGUUGUGCAAAUGGUUUUCCCUCAUGGGGCAAUUGAGGUUGUCAACCCCACAAAUGGAAAUAUUUUCAAGGUUAACGGCCAACGGCUUGAGCCGUUUUGGAAAACUUUGCAAGUAAUGAGAUAA